This is a messenger RNA of Closterium sp. Naga37s-1, 2109 nucleotides long. The record is from the annotation of a GenBank genome assembly. NCBI's taxonomy places the organism in Eukaryota, Viridiplantae, Streptophyta, Zygnematophyceae, Desmidiales, Closteriaceae.
CCUUCGCGUGCUGAGUCUGGCGGUGCUCUAGGUGUUCCGUCGCGGCGGGAGCCCCUCUCUCCACAGCAGCUUCGUGAGUGGUACUCUCGGCGCUGUCGAGCUACUGCUGGUGCUGGAGGUGUUGCUAGGGCUGCUGGUGGUGCUACUGGUGCUGGAGCCGCUGCUGGAGGUGCUACUGGUGCUGGAGGUGCUGCUAGGGCUGCUGGUGGUGCUACUGGUGCUGCUGGAGCUGCUGGCAGUGCUGCUGCUGCUGGAGCUGCUGCUGCUGCUGGAGCUGCUGGUGCUGCUGGAGCUGUUGGAGGUGCUGGUGUUGCUGGAGCUGCUGGAGGUACUCCUGGUGCUGGAGGAGUUGCUGGUGCUGGAGCUACUGCUGGAGCUGCUGGAGGUGCUGGUACUGCUGGAGCUGCUGGAGGCGCUGCUGGUGCUGGAGGUGCUGCUAGGGCUGCUGGUGGUGCUGCUGGUGCUGGAGGUGCUGCUGGAGGUGCUCCUGGUGCUGGAGGUGUUACUGGUGCUGGAGCUGCUGCUGGAGCUGCUAGAGGUGCUGGUGCUGCUGGAGCUGCUGGAGGUAUUGCUGGUGCUGGAGGUGCUACUGGAGCUGCUGGCGGUGCUACUGGUGCUGGAGGAGCUGCUGGUGCAGGAGCUCCUGGAGCUGCUGGAGGCGCUGUGCGGCCGCGGCCGUACUACGUUCCUCUACUUCAGCAGGUUCUUGGUUCCCCGCCUUCUCCUGGUCCUCCUCCUCCUUUCCUGAUCCCACCGCCUGUCCAGUCCCAGUCGCAGUUACAGCCGGCCUCUCCACUACUUGGUGCUUCUCCAUACUCUGGACCGACUAGAGGUCUUACAGAGCGUCGUGAGCCUGAUUCGCGUCCUGUUUCGCCUGAGUCUCGUUCUGCGUCGCCUGUCCGUACUGUUCGCGCUGGUCGUGUUUCGCGUCCGCGUCCUCCUCCUGUCCCUGGCACUCACUCUAUGACUCUGUGUCCUUCCACUUCUCCACAGCGUGUCCCUCUGCCGUCUCCUCCUGCGUCCUCUCUUCCUGUCGGUCCGGACCCGGAGUCUGACUCCCUUCGUGCUGCUAGUCCGGCGGUCACGCGCUUUCUGGCCACUGCUGUCACUAACCCUUUGUUUGAGUCCACUGCUGUGUCUGCUCUUGUUACUGAGCUCGUUGACUUUGCUGCAGCCUGUCGCCUAGACUACGCCACUAGUCUUACAGGAGGACUUGAGUGCUUGGCCGCUGCUUCACCUCAUCUCGUGUCCAUGCUGCUUGCCCUCGAGGGAGACCCGGAUGCACUAGACAUCCCGACCCCGCGCUCUUACGCAGAGGCGAUAGAGGGUCCCUACUCCUCUCAGUGGCAGGCAGCCAUGGACGCAGAGAUGGCUUCCUGGAAGUCCACAGGCACCUACGUAGACAAGGUUCCCCCACCUGGGGCGAACAUCGUUAAUGGCAUGUGGAUCUUCAGGGUGAAGCGGCCGCCGGGUUCUCCGCCUGCCUUCAAGGCGCGUUACGUUGCACGUGGCUUCAGUCAGCGACAGGGAGUUGACUUCUUUCAGACCUUCUCCCCUACCCCAAAGAUGACCACUCUUCGGGUACUGCUGCACGUUGCUGCUCAGCGUGACUACGAGCUCCACUCGCUUGACUUCAGCACAGCCUUUCUACAGGGCAGCCAGCACGAGGAGAUCUGGCUGCGCCGCCCACCUGGCUUCACUGGGUCGUUUCCAGCUGGUACCCAGUGGAGCCUCCGGCGACCAGUCUACGGUCUCUGCCAGGCACCCCGUGAGUGGCACGACACACUCAGGACGACUCUUGCUGCUCUUGGUUUUGCUCCUUCCACUUCUGACCCUUCUCUGUUUUUACUCACUGACACUACUCUGCCGCCGUUCUACGUUCUCGUGUACGUAGACGACCUCGUCUUUGCUACUGCUGACACUGAGGCACUCGCCCACGUGAAGUCCGAGCUGCAGAAGAGACACACGUGCACAGACCUGGGUGAGCUGACAAGCUAUCUUGGCUUGCGGAUCACCCGGGACAGAGCACAGCGCACCAUUACCUUGACUCAGUCACACAUGGUGCAGCAGGUCCUGUCAGAACAUUAUAUAGCUUAUGCUGUUGUGUAG